Messenger RNA from Oryctolagus cuniculus (rabbit), 1375 nucleotides. Lineage: Eukaryota; Metazoa; Chordata; Mammalia; Lagomorpha; Leporidae. The record is from RefSeq and is a predicted model, not a curated record.
GAGUCUUUAAAAGACUGGUAUUAAUUCUUCCUGACUUACGCACAUGUUUUCCUCAGAGGAACAUGCCAGUAGUAACCAGUUCACCCUUUAUUAAAACAGUGAAAAUUAUGGGUUGGUUGUUAGUGUGGAAACUGAGUAGCAGGGCUGGGCCUCACUCCUAUAUAAUCGGAUUGGAGUACCCCAUCCUUUUUAGCACCUUUAAAUGAUAACUACUUCAGAGUGGUAAGAAUGUAGGCAGAUUUAAAAGGUGAAAAAAUGGACUUGUUAGUUGUAUUACAUAGGUUAGGUACAUUAAAUAGAAGUAAACAUUAUCAAGGAAAGUGUUUAGGUCACUUUGUUGAUUAGCUGAUAAUUAUUAUUUAGCUAUGGUUCCCAUCUUUUGUGACCUUUUUUUUUUUUUCCAGAUCAACCAGGCUUUCCAGAAAAUGGCCAAUUCCACUGUGGUGACUGUGUUUCUCCUUGAGGGCUUUGCUGACACACGAGAGAUUCAGAUCCUGCUCACCAUGUUAUUCCUACUAACAUACUUGGGCACCCUGCUGGGGAACCUGCUCAUUGUCACCGUCACCACUGUGGACUGGAGCCUUCACACCCCCAUGUACUUCUUCCUCAGGAACCUCUCCAUCUUGGACAUGUGUUACAUUUCUGUCACUGUCCCCAAUGCCUGUGUCAACUCCCUCACUGACAACAGGGCCAUUUCAGUGGCUGGGUGUGCAACUCAGAUAUUCUUGGUCAUCUACUGUGCAUAUGUGGAGGUGCUGUUUCUCACCACCAUGGCCUGGGACCGCUAUGUGGCCAUCUGCCAGCCUCUUCACUACUCCACUACCGUGAAUGACCGAUUCUGUGUACAGAUGACCCUGGCUUCCCUACUCAGUGGCCUCAUCUAUGCAGGCGUGCACACUGGCUACACGUUCCAGCUGCCCUUCUGUGAGUCCCACGUGGUCCGUCAGUUCUUCUGUGACAUCCCCUCUCUGCUCAGCCUCUCCUGCUCUGACACCUUCAGCAGUGAGCUCUUACUCCUGCUCUCUGUCGUGCUAGUUGUUGGUGGCUGCUUCAUCUUCAUCACCAUGUCAUAUGUUCGUAUAUUCUCCACCGUGCUCAAGUUUCCAGCCCGAGAGCAAGGAAAGGCCUUUUCCACCUGUGUCCCACACAUCCUUGUGGUGUUUGUCUUCCUGAGCUCUGGCGCCUGUGUAUAUCUGAGGCCCUCUGUGACCUCUGAAAUGGUUCAGGGCACAAUUCUUUCUGUAUUCUACACUGUUGUUCCUCCAUUCUUGAAUCCUGUCAUCUACAGUCUUAGAAACCAACAGAUAAAGGGAGCUAUAAGGAAAAGAAUACUACAGAAGUUUUAUUUUAGAAAAUUAUAGGGAUCUACUUUAGA